Messenger RNA from Sycon ciliatum, 1809 nucleotides. Its product is annotated as NADH dehydrogenase [ubiquinone] 1 alpha subcomplex subunit 9, mitochondrial-like. Lineage: Eukaryota; Metazoa; Porifera; Calcarea; Leucosolenida; Sycettidae. Bases 106 to 1167 code for a protein of 353 amino acids. The transcript has a single exon. Gene Ontology annotation, molecular function: protein-containing complex binding. The record is from RefSeq and is a predicted model, not a curated record. Gene Ontology annotation, cellular component: mitochondrion.
AGCUAGUGCAGAGACUUCGCGAGAAGAUUUUGCUUCUUGUCAAAUCUCGUUGUGAUUUUGGCGUUGGAGGGAGUCGUUCAUCGUGAAGCUCUCUGCUGAAAGAUCAUGGCUUCUGCCAGUCGCCUGGCGCAUUUGCCGGUUGGCAGUGGGUAUCGCUCCUCUUUCAAUGGUUUGGUUGUCACGGUGUUUGGAGGGACUGGUCACAUUGGUAGACAUCUAGUCAACCGUUUGGGUCGCGAGGGUACACAGAUCGUGACUCCUUGCAGGAGUGACGACUAUUACGCCAAGGACCUGAAGGUUUGUGGAGAUUUGGGAGCAGUGCGAAUCCUUCCGCUGUCGCUCAAUGAUGAGAAGUCAAUCUUCGACAGUGUCAAGUACUCUGAUGUUGUCAUCAACUGCAUCAAUCGGCAGUACAACCGUCAGCUUGGAAGGUGCACCAUGGCGGAGAUAAACGUGGACGGGGCUGAGCGUAUUGCGCGCAUCUGCCGCGAGGCUGGCGUUGAGAGAUACGUGCAGAUGAGCUCCGUGGGAGCCAGCGAGGAUCACCCAUCGGAGUACAUGCGUACCAGGGCGGCAGGGGAAGCAGCUGUGCGAGGUGCAUUCCCCGACGCGACCAUUGUACGGUCGUGCGGCCACAUUGGAUACUUUGAUCGCACGCUCAAGUUCAUCCGCUCCAACUGGUUUGCCUUGUUAGGCUUCAAGCCGGUCGUCGGUGGAAAGUACCACACCACCGUCAAAUAUCCUGUUGCUGUGCCGGAUGUUGCCAAGGGCUUGAUCGCCGCAGCGAUGCAGUCGGACGCGGCCGGCCGUACGUACGAGCUCAUUGGACCGGACAAGCUGACGGUGGCGGAGAUGUAUGACCUAGUGUUUGCAUCGCUCUUCAAGCUCUACAUGCCAAUGCCCGUCCCAGAGCAGCUGCUCCGCUUGUCCGUACUGGCACACGAGUUCUCGGCCCGCGCUCCGUUUUUCUCACGAGACGAGAUCACGCGCCUCUAUUGCAGCGAAGAGCCUACGCCUGGCGUGCCCGGAUUCGAGGAGCUCGAAAUAGUGCCAAGCUCCGCGAAGUUCAUGAUCGUCGAUGCUCUGCGCAUGUACAGAUCUCACUACUACGAGAAGGUCUCGUAUGAAGAUGUCAUGUUCGAGCAGCAAAAGAGUUCCUCAGGAUAAAAAAAGUUGAUGAUAGUAAUGGUGGCAAAGAUCUCGUCGCAGCUGUUGCUCAGAUAGUGCAUCAUAACGCCAGUGCGGUCUCAGGUCACAUCCUUAUUGAAAAGUUCUGCCUUCCCACGCUGUACACUGUACAUAGUAUUUAUGACUCGGCCGGUCGGCGCCGUUUCCCCUCUCUGUUGACUGCCUAACUUGGGCAGCGGUAUCCCUCAUACCCUUUGGAUGCCGGAGAGAAUCAAUAGUGCUCACACCAUGUCACCAUGUGUCCAUGUUGCACUCAGUUUUUGCUUUAGGUUUGCUGCAACUGGUGGUCAAGAUUAUUAUGCUAAAAAUGCUACUGCUCGGAUCUUUGAAUUCGGCAGCAUUUCUCAAGUUAGGUUUGCAUCAUUUUAUUAUUUUUUGCUUUUUAAUUUCCAUGACAUGACCCAGUGAUGGCUGACUUGUACAGUUUAUCCCCAUGUCUUCUUUGAGUAUUGUUUUGCAAUUUUGAAUAAUUGUAUUUAGUAGUGUCAGAUAAUAUUUGCUUCAAUAAAGCGGGCAUAAGCACGCUGUGAAUGUAGUGAAAUCAUGGUAACAAUCAAAAUGUUGUAACGUUAGUACUUUGAAAGAGAGAGAGUCCAUCCGAGUCCAUUCUUGCACGCCUGA